AUGCAACACGGCUCGCUCGCGCCAAACGAAGAGCCCGACUCGCUGGAGCAAAGCUACUCUGCCUUGGCAGAGACGGAAGAUAUGGCAGCGCCGUUCAUAACAGGUCUAUCGGAAGCGGCGCAGUCGAUUGCGUCGCCAGCGCGCGGGUCGCCUUCUGACGCACUGUCCAACGCAAGCUCGUGCGCAGCGUUGCCCCGGUCGCCCGCAUCGCCCGUGCCUACAGAGCCGGGCGAUGCUUCAAAAACACGUUCGGUGUCGCUGCAACGCCACCGCGCCAUUUAUCGAUCUCGCGCGGCGUCGGGGCUAUCAGACUCGUCCGCACACAGCCUGCGCCUUGGCCGGAAAAGCCCCGGGAGCACGACAAACGACUCACAUACGCCGACAUCCGGGCUGGAUAGCCCGGUGCGGGCACAGAGUACCUGGCGUAACCGGCGCCCGGAUAUGCUGGACGACAUCGAUACGCAGGGAUUAGGCAUUGCGGCGCUGCGUGCACAGGCAGCGGACUCUGAGCGGGUCGGCCUGGGUUCGCCGAUGCUCAACAUGUGCGCGACGCCGUCGUCUGCAUCCGAGUCGGAGGUGAGUAUCGAUGUGCUUGCAGAGUAUGCACAGACACCCGACUCGACAGUAUUCCAGCACACUUCCUUCGAUGCACGCACUCUCUCCUCGCCCGUGCCGCACUCUGCAGCCUUGCAGGCGGGUACGGCCGAGCAGGACGACGCGAGUGGUAAGCGGCCCAUGUCUAUGCAAGCGUCGUGGGGUGUGCACCUGGAGCAGGAUGCGGUGCCGGGUCCUAGCAGUGUCGGAACCCCUGUCGACGCAUCUGAAGCGCGCACAUUGCUGGGCGGUGUGCGCGCCAGUGCUGUGACUAUAGGGGACGUGAGUGCUGGCGCAACGAGUGCUGGGGCGCACACCGGCGGCACACCGUCUCCCAACGCUUUCUUUACGCCCGAGCGCCCUCCCAAGGAUGCGCACGUCGCUCGACCCGCUUCGAAUGUGCUUGCCUCCGAAAAUAUGUCUCCUCCCACCACGCCCUUCCUUGCAUCCUCUCCCUCCGCAGCUGAAACAGAGCUCGGCACCCCAGCGCCUGUGAAGCUUUAUGAACACCGCGUACACACACCAGCAAGCACCUCGCGACCCGCAUCGCCAUCCGAGGCAUCGUCGCAAUCCGCGUACACUUCCGACGACGAGUCCGAUUUUUCUCGGCGUUCUGCACCGAGCGAGAUAGAUUUGCUGUCUCGAGACACGUCGCCUUUGCCGUCUCUUCACGAGCGGCAAUCAAACGCACUGCCACGCUCCGAGAGCACCUUUACCAGUCCUCUACAAGAUUUGACCGAUACGUUUGCCUCGGCCAUGGCCGAUCUGGGCCUGGACGAAAUGCCUUUGGACGAUCCCCAUGCUGGCGCGCCGAUGCCUGCGCUGGACAAUGUCCAGGUGCUGUACCGCGCCGCCGACGGCCCAUCCAGUCUCGCCUCGCUCCUGCCGCCCACCGAUGCAGCAUUGCCGCCAAGCAUCCAGCAAACGCCCCCGCCAAGCCGCGCACCUCGGCCAGGGCCCCAAACGCCAGAGCCACCGCUCGUGCAGGGGCCCAGGAUUGAAGUGUAUGGCCAAACAGUAUGGUGGCCGCUCAGCUUCGAUCCCUCGGCAAACUUGAAUUGGGACUCGGUCUCGCUCCAGCAGCGCGCGCAUUUAUUUGCGAAUGCGUCACAGGACUUGCUAGAUUGCGAUACGCACCUCGGCGCAUGGAUCGGUGCGAUACGCAAGCAGGAGUACAAAGCGCCCGAAGCGCUAAUGCAACACUUGCAGGCCGAGCAGCUCGCACGCCUCGCCACGUCCAUAUCGCCGGCCACGGACACCGAGCUCCAUGCCGCAGAAAAGCCAGCGCUGCCGCUGCCGGCUAAUAUUCCUUAUCCCCUCCUUGCCAAAGUACACAAGGCACAGCACGAAGGCGGUCAUGCGCCCGUUUCGCCCGCCAUUGCCCAGCCAACACACGCAGGCAUCAGCUUGUCUGCAGCACGCGAUACUGUGCGCCACGACGCACAAACAGCGAUGCGCGGCGCAGCAGGCGCAGCAGGCUACGGCUGGAUGCGUAUCCAAGAAGCCAUUCCGCGCGUGCCCGCUGCGCCUUCUUUCUUGGGCACACUGGCACGGCGCAGCACCAAAAAAACACGCGACACUUCGUCCCUCUUUACACCACUCGCGCAAACGCCGCUUGCACAGACGCCACGCGCACGCACCCAGCUGCAGGCCCCGCAAGAGGUACCGCUGGCACGCGCGCCAAAGACGUCUGCAGCCGACGCAGGGCCGACGCAUGGGCUUGGCAUCCCAGGCGUCGGCACGAGUAUGGGACUGCCGACACCCGAGCUCGGCUCGCCGCGCCGUGUGCAGUCUUUGCCGCAGCCGCAUACGGACCCUGACUUUGACGCAGCGCUGCGCCGUAUGCUUGACGCCGUUCCCGAGAUGAAUGAAUCGAUCGCGCGCAUGUACCUUUCGCGCGCAAAGAACGACGAUGUGCGCGCGACGAGCGACUAUCUGCACGACCACGCGCGCCGCGACGAGACACAGCGCCGCGGUUUUUUUUCACGCACGCCCCGCCUUCGUUAA
Molecule: messenger RNA, 2601 nt
Organism: Malassezia vespertilionis
Lineage: Eukaryota; Fungi; Basidiomycota; Malasseziomycetes; Malasseziales; Malasseziaceae
Exons: 2
Coding region: 1-2601 (866 amino acids)
Source: RefSeq, a predicted model, not a curated record